Molecule: messenger RNA, 934 nt
Organism: Phanerochaete carnosa HHB-10118-sp
Lineage: Eukaryota; Fungi; Basidiomycota; Agaricomycetes; Polyporales; Phanerochaetaceae
Exons: 4
Coding region: 275-793 (172 amino acids)
Source: RefSeq, a predicted model, not a curated record
GAGAUCAAAGUCUUGGGUUAUAAGCCUGCGCGCUGGCAGUGCAUGAACGGCCGAUCCUUCCGCCUCUCUUCCAUUCUCCGGCGUACCCACCGAGUUUCCUGUCCACCAGCCGCACCCGUGGACAUCGUCGCCCUCUUCGCCCCACUACUUCGCUUAUCCGUAUGCGAAGUGUAGAGUAUCACUAGAGGAUCGGCACCCGUGACGUGAACUGUUGCCCAGCCUUCAACUUUUCGAACUUUUCGAACUUAUGAAAGCAACACGACGUGUUCUCGGAAUGAGGCAGCCGAUGGGCACUGGUAACAAUACGGAGGGCCGUCAGGCAUCUUUUGGAUAUUCGUCGAGCGCAAGAGACCCUGCCCAGAUGAAGAUUCACCUUGGAAGCUCUGUGUGGCCCUCUACACUCGCCAGACUACUCUCGGCCACGAUCUUGUGCGCCUUCUGGAUUCCCGCAUCCGAUCCCAUCCCUCGCAUAUCAGCUCUCGGUAACACUGUUCUCAGUGAGAUACCGUCAGGGCCGAUUGGAGCUGCCCGCUGGUGCCGCUAUCUGUUCACCUCGAGUUCCGCUCAUUUCUUCAUGUCGGCAAUUCUCUGCAUUUACGCAAAGUUUCGGCAGCAUGCGUCGGACGUUGGCUUACUCGCCUUUGAAUUAUUCCAGCUCGCUGAUCUCCUCUUGGUUUGUAGCCUGACGGUAUUCACUUGGGCACUCGGCUAUGUUGUAGUCACCGCUGUGACAGUUUUCGUCAUGGCCUUGCUACUCCUGGUCACCAUCCGUGCGUCCCUGCUCACGGUGUAAGAGCUGCCCGUUGUACUAGGCCUGUUCCUCGCAGAUUCGAGACUUAAGGCUUCAGGGCUUGUACCACACACGGCUUCACUCCCUAAUUCUUGUCGUCUCACUUCCGUUCCCUCUCUCUAGCCUCCCAUUACCACCUGUAUC